Messenger RNA from Paramuricea clavata, 278 nucleotides. The record is from the annotation of a GenBank genome assembly. NCBI's taxonomy places the organism in Eukaryota, Metazoa, Cnidaria, Anthozoa, Malacalcyonacea, Plexauridae.
AUGGCGAGUUAUUCUGACAUGAACGAAUUCAGCAUAGAACAGCUUAUGGCUCUCAAUAGUAUCAUAUACAGUGAUAACGAGAUUGAUGAAAGAGUAGAGAACAUCAUGGAGGACAAAACCUACAGGAUUGCACCUAGUGAUAAGGGCAAAGAUCCCCUUGAAGGAGAAAGACAAUUUGUAGAUGAAGUUGACCGUGAUAUGGAGGUAAAGAAACCAAGACGUCUUCCUUUGAACUAUAAGGGUAGAAGAGGAAUUAUGGCAACAUGGAAGUACUCUGA